AUGACCGAUAAAACCGAUCCCAAAACCCAAACCUCCACCCUUCACCCGGUUUAUACCGUAACAAACAUUCAACAUAAGGUGCGUGUACUUGACGGUGUUGAAGUCUCAUACCCCACGUGGGUUAAGCUUUUCACCCUCCACGCCGCCGGCUACGAGGUUCUCAACCACAUCGACGGCACGCCGUCACCCGAUAAAGAUUCACCAGAAUAUCCCUCUUGGAAGAAAAUUGACGUCGUCGUCUUACAGUGGAUAUACGACACACUCACGAAUGAGUACCUGGUUCGCGUUUUGGAAGAUGAAUCUACGGCUUAUGAGGCGUGGGUUCGGGUCAAAAACUUGUUUCUCAACAACAAGGCAUCCCGAGCCGCCGCCUUACAACUGGAACUCUCCAAUCUCACCUUGGCAUCUAUGCCUACCCUUGACGCCUACUGCCAGCGGGUUCGGGAUCUUACGGAUCAACUCGCCGCGGCUGAUUGUCCCCUUAAUAACACACAAAAGAUUCUGCAUCUGAUUAAGGGGCUGCCUCAUGAGUACGACACCACGACCUCCAUUCUCAACCAGGGUCUUCCUACUUGGGAAAAUGCGUGCAACCAACUUCACUCCGAGGCCCAACGUUCUGCGGCUCGUGAUUCUCUGUCUCCAACUCCCAUAGUUAAUGCCGCCGUCAGUUCUCCACAAGAAAAAUCCCGUGAACAACAGCCUUCCUCAAAUCGGGACCGUCACUCCUACAAUCGGGACUCUCAUCCUCGUCGUGAUUCCAAUCGGACGGGUCAAAACAAUCAGCGAGGACCCAGGCAGACAUCGAACCGGCCGUACCCAUUUCAUCAGCCACAGUAUGCUCCAUAUUGGCCUCCUCCACCUGACUAUCCACCCUACUGGGCACCGCCCCUUUCCCCCUAUCCGACGCAACCUUGGGCUUCCCCAGGUGACAACAGGCCCAACUCUCGGCCCUCCAAUAGCCAGGGUCCUUCCAGGUAG
This is a messenger RNA of Helianthus annuus (common sunflower), 978 nucleotides long. RefSeq lists its product as uncharacterized. The transcript has a single exon. The record is from RefSeq and is a predicted model, not a curated record. NCBI's taxonomy places the organism in Eukaryota, Viridiplantae, Streptophyta, Magnoliopsida, Asterales, Asteraceae. Bases 1 to 978 code for a protein of 325 amino acids.